Exserohilum turcica Et28A is the source of this 1476-nucleotide messenger RNA. RefSeq lists its product as uncharacterized. The record is from RefSeq and is a predicted model, not a curated record. Gene Ontology annotation, molecular function: RNA binding. The transcript has 6 exons. Gene Ontology annotation, cellular component: cytoplasm; nucleus. The coding region runs from base 113 to 1135 and encodes 340 amino acids. Lineage: Eukaryota; Fungi; Ascomycota; Dothideomycetes; Pleosporales; Pleosporaceae.
ACCUGAGAGCCACGUCCCUAAGUACUGUAGGGAAGCUCUCGCAUUCUUUUUUCCACCCGGCAGAUUGUGCAUCUAGAAGGGCAAAGCGCGAAAGGCGCUCCAAUCCGUCAAGAUGUCUCAAAUCGCUUCCAAGAACAUUUACGAGCUGCUGGGCAAUGACCCCGAGCUCGACCCCAACAGGCCGGCUGACCCGCCAACGAGGGCAAUUGAGAAGCCCGUCAUGAGGCAUGGCAAGCGCGAUGGAUCCGACGCUCCCAAGUCCGUGCCCGAGAGGCAGAGCUACCAGACCCGUGCCAAGCAGACCGACAACGCCAACGAGAACGCUUUCCGGGAUCGCGGCGUAGGAUCUGACAAGAACCGCGGAAGGGGAUCUGGUGAGCCUACUGGCACUGGAGCCCGCGGUAACCAGCGCGGCCGUGGCCGUGGUGGACGCGGAGGUCGUGGUGGUUAUGCCCGUGCUGAGGGUGACCGUCACAGCAGGACCGGUAUCAGCGAACACGACAAGCAAGCUGCUCACGGCUGGGGCGGAAAGGACGGUGAUGCCGAGCUCGCUGACGAGCAGGCUGGCGAGGCCAUGGCUCAGGCUGAAGAGAAGGACGCCAUCAGGGAAGAUGCCGAGGGCGAGAACGUCGAGGCCGAGCCCGAGGACAAGUCCAAGUCCUACGCUGCCUACCUCGCUGAGAUGGCUGAGAAGAAGCUUUCUCUUGCCGCUCAGAACGUCCGCAAGCCCAACGAGGGCAGCAGCGCCAAGUUCCCCGAAGGCACCGCGCUCUCCCGCGAUGACCAAGAAGACUUCAUGGCCGGCGGACAGGGCAAGGCCAAGCGUGAGCGUGCGCGCAAGGAGAAGGUCCACGUUGAGCUCGACGGCGACCGCAUGCUUGCUCCUCCUCCCCGUGAGGGUGGUGGCCGAGGCGGCCGCGGCCGUGGCCGUGGCGAGUUCCGUGGCGGUGAGGGUCGUGGACGUGGAAAUGGUGAGGGACGCGGUCGCGGCGAGGGUCGUGGCGAGUUCCGCGGACGUGGCCGUGGCGGUGAAACGCGUGGACGUGGCGAGGGCCGUGGUCGUGGAGGCCGCGGUGGUGCUCAGGCCGGUCCCAACAUCACCGACUCAAGUGCCUUCCCCAGCCUGGGCGCAUAGAAAGCGCCCGCACUCAUUGCGGCCUGAAGACAGGACGUGUCUGCAUCCGACAGUGUGCGGUGGAUGAAAUGAACGAAUGAACAUCAAGGCUAUCUCACGACUGGACGAACAAACGGAGAGCUAAAGCACAAUACAAAUGGAUAUCUGAAAGAGAUGGCGGCGGGCUGAAAAUACUUACAUCUACCGGUACCCAAAAAUGUAGUCAACUUGAGCUCGACGUUUCUGUUCAUGUGUUUUUGAUUUCGCUGGCCUUGUCUGUUCUGUUCUGUUCUGUUUGUAGUAGCUUUGAGCGCUUUCCUCGAUGAACCAGUAUGACUGAAGAAAUCAAAAGAAGAAUUAUC